This is a messenger RNA of Prorocentrum cordatum, 1911 nucleotides long. The record is from the annotation of a GenBank genome assembly. NCBI's taxonomy places the organism in Eukaryota, Dinophyceae, Prorocentrales, Prorocentraceae.
UUUACAACCAUGAUCGCAAGUAUCGCGGCAAGCUUUGUUUUGGCUCCAGCAUUUUGCCAUCCCACAAUCAUCGCAGCGAGGCGGCCACAUGGGGCGCUGGCCAGGGGGCUCCGGACAGCCAGCGGGAUCAGCAUGUCAGAGAGGCGCCGUUGAGACCCACGGCAGGGUUGCCAUGAAGUUCGCCGAGGAGGACUGCAUGUGGGCCAGCGGCGCGACCAUCCGGAAUACAUUUAUCCACUACCCGACCACCAGCGAGGACGAGGACGAGGCCUGGGCCGCCCCGCCGCAGGCCCGCCCCGCGGCGGGGCCGUGCCUGCGCGCCCGCUCCGCGCCGGCGCCCGCGUGCCGCCCGGAGGCGCCGCUGCCGGCGCCCGCGGCCGCGGUGCCCGCGGCGACCCCGCACCGGCGCGGGACCCCCUGCGCGAAGAAGCCGAGGAGCCGCCGCGGCGCGGAGCGGAGCGGCAGCCUCUCGGGCAGCACGGCGAGCCUGGAGGACCACGCGGCCUGGGAGACCAGCACGGCCGACUCCGAUGGCCCCGGCUCCGAGCAGGGCAGUGCGCCCGCGUCUCCCGUGGCCUGCGACCGUCUCGACCCGGACUGCCGGGCGACGGCCGAGCGCAUCGUCAAGCUGAUCAGUGAGCAGUGCGGUUUCUUGCUCGUCCGUGGCCACGGCGUGUACCCGGAGAACGGCGAGCGCAUGCGCCAGAGGGGCAUCGCCGCCACCCUGCGGUUCUACGUGUACGGGCUGCCCUGGGCCAAGCGCGCCAAGUGGCUGCAGCCGCUGCAGCGGUCCGUGGCGGCGGUGGUCCAGCGCACAGAGCCGUGGGUCAUCGUCCGCGGCGGCGUCCUCUUCGCGCCCAUCGACAUGAGGGCCGCGAGGAGUCCCUCGGGCGAGUCGCGUGACCAGACGCUGGCCGAGUUCUACGCGGCGCGGCCCGACUUGCCCCCGGGCGACCACCACCUGGUGUCCGAGGCACUCAACAUGCCCAGCUCUCAGCGGCACCCCCGCGCGGCGCCCAUGCGAAGAGCUCACGACGGCUGUCGGGUGCGUCGGCGUGAAGGCCUUCGUCGCGGGCCUGCCCGCAACCCUGGGCGUCAGGCACAGCGCCGCGCUGGCCCGCUUCCUGCCGCGGCUGAAGGCCGACGUGUGCAUGCGCAUCGACUUCGCCGCGGCGCGGCAAUGAGGCCUUCGGCGCGGCGGCGCACGGGGGCUGGCGCCCUGGCGCUGCGCCGCGGCGGCCUCGGCUCCGCGCGUCGCGGCGGUGGUGGGGCCACGCCGCGGCGCGCAGGGCGCUCCUGCUGCUGCUGUCCCUCCCUCCCUUUCUCCUUGCUCUUUGCCCCAUCUCGUGGGGACCUUUUCCUCUGCUUCUGCUCCUCCUCCCUGGCCUCCCCUCCCUCUGACACCCUGACCUUUGUGUUGGCACAUUCUGAGAUGGAGGGCAAAGACUAUCCUCCCCCACAGUGUAGCUAGGAUACUUAGCAAGGAUCUCACGCUUGAUCCCUGCGGUUGAGUAGUUAGUUCGGAAGCUUGGCGCACGCGUGCAGGGUUCGCACCGCUCAGUGCACCAUUGGUCUAUGACAGUGGGCCAUCCAGUCUGUAAAUGCGGAACCGACUGGAAGGCCCGGCGGAUCGGUGAAGACAUUUGCCAUCCCCGCCUCUCGUUCGCACGGACUUGUGCCGCGAAGUCGUUGGUCUUUUAGCAGAGGAACCGUCGGCGAAGCCGGUACGACCUCCAGCACAAAACUCCGUUCCUGGCAGUUUCCAGCGUAGACAGGCAUUUUUUCAGCCAUUUCCGCCGCGCGGGCUUUCCAAUGUAGUCAGCCGUCUCAUCCCAGCUUCUCUGUUUGCAUUGCGCUGCUCGGAGAAGAAAGUGCUGUUCUCACGACCUUGCACUCCUGCCUGAGGUGGUC